UGCUGUUUACACCGGUUAGAGACGUUGACGACGGCUGACCAGCGCUCCAUCUUUCGGUCUUCGUCGGAAGCACUGGCUGAGCCAUACAAAAAUAUCCCUACAGGGUUUUCCACACUUUCUGAGCCAUGGCUGCCCACUUUGCACCAACAUUUCGUACUCCUAUGACAGACCUCACUGGUGGUAUUAUGACUCACCAGUCCUUUACAAAGUGUGCAGAUUUUGAGAUGCGUGCUAUGGAAUGUCUAGAGGCAUAUGGAGUUCAUGUUGGAAGGUCAAAAUGCCAAGAUUAUCUUGAUGACCUUAGGGAAUGCAUGUUCCAGACAAAGCAGCUCGCCCGUGUCAAUGCCAUGCGCCAAGAACGACAUCGUCAGUGGAUCAUGGGAGAGCGGUCAAGUGAAAACCAUUAUGCACCAGCAGCUCGAAUCGAUGGCUAUUAAUUUUUUUCAUUAUAGACAUUUUAUUUAUAUGAUACUUGAAUUGAAUUAUGUACAGUAAAACUGAGACAAAUUUUAGGACAUUUUAUUAAAUUCAAUUUUUGAUUAGGGGUAUUUUACCACACACACACACACACACACACACACACACACACACACACACACACACACACACACACACACACACACACACACACACACACACACAC
Molecule: messenger RNA, 643 nt
Organism: Penaeus chinensis
Lineage: Eukaryota; Metazoa; Arthropoda; Malacostraca; Decapoda; Penaeidae
Gene: ND-15
Product: NADH dehydrogenase [ubiquinone] iron-sulfur protein 5-like
Exons: 3
Coding region: 126-437 (103 amino acids)
Source: RefSeq, a predicted model, not a curated record